Myotis lucifugus (little brown bat) is the source of this 3784-nucleotide messenger RNA. RefSeq names its product protein cornichon homolog 3. Gene Ontology annotation, cellular component: dendrite; synapse. NCBI's taxonomy places the organism in Eukaryota, Metazoa, Chordata, Mammalia, Chiroptera, Vespertilionidae. Gene Ontology annotation, biological process: vesicle-mediated transport; regulation of AMPA receptor activity. The transcript is spliced from 7 exons. The record is from RefSeq and is a predicted model, not a curated record. Bases 1054 to 1659 code for a protein of 201 amino acids.
CACGUCACAGUGGACCCCGGGACCCACACCGGGACCCCCGGCUCCUCGUCAGGGCGGAAAACCUCGGCUUUCCACGCCGGGCGCCCCGGGCGGCCUGCUCGGGAGGUUUGACAUGAGCAGCUGAGAAGCUGGGCUCCACCCGGAAGCGGAAGUGACCCCGGAGGAAGCAACACCUGACAGGGACCGGGCGGCCCUCAGACCCCGCGGUGGGCGGGCGGGGAAGGGGUCCCCGUCUCUUUCCCAGCACUCGCCCCGAACCCCCUCCUCACGCCCGCCCGGCGCAGGCAGCGGUCACAGGACAGCCAUGGCCUCCCGUCGCCCCCCAUGGCGCCUUCAGACUCCAGUGGGGACCCCCCCGCUUGAAUUUUUAGGUGGCAACGGGGGUCACAGCCACCUGUUCGCGUGGACGGGACGCUGGGCUGAGGCUGGACCGCCGGUGGCCGCUCUGCGGGACCCCACACAGUCCUGUAACACGGAUGGGGUUGGUGGUCUUAGACACCUGACUCGGACGGACAUUUUCUCGGAAAUUGGAGCAGGACCCUUCCCGGAAAUAGCUUCCCUGUUGGAAAACCAUCGACUCCACGAAGGCAUGUUCUACCCCCGAGUCUCCGGAUUCAUGAAGAACUCAGAGUAAACUUGGAGGCCCUGGAAAGACGACCUUUUGAGAUUGGGAAAAAAUAAAUUUAAAAAAGAUGAUGUUUAUGAGAAGUUAGUCAAGACUCUGAGCUCCCCGGGUUCUCAGGCUGGAAGGAGGCCGAGGAAGCCCAGUGCCCGUUGGGACACUCAGCUCUGUUGUCCUCCUGUCUUAACUCUGCCCCCAGGGACCGUGGGGGUCGCCCCGGAUGUGUGUGUUCCCCGAGACAGACCCGAGUUCCUGCUAAGGUUCAGAGGGCACUGCCCCUGGGUUCCGCAGAGCCUGAAUUACCAGAUAGUUGACGCCUGCAAAGGUCCCUGUUGGUAUAUUAACUUUCAACAACCUUCCGACUAUUGAUUGCGUGGGUAUGGCCUGUACAAAAUUCAAUUUUGGCCCAAAAGGGGGAAAAAUGGUUUGUCAUGAUGUAUCGGGCCCGUGGCAGCAUGGGGGACACGCUUCAAGAAUAUAAGGUUUACAGCUUUCAUCAAGGACACACGCAUGUAGUGGUCGCUCCUGAUAAGGCUCAAACAGCAUUGAGAAAACCCAUCUUUCAAAGACGGAGCAAGCUCACUUGGGACGUCCUCCGGGAGCCUUUGCUGACCGCCAGCCUCCCAGCCCUCAUGAUCAUUGCCUUCGAUGAGCUGAGGACAGAUUUUAAGAGCCCCAUAGACCAGUGCAACCCCGUGCACGCGAGGGAACGGCUGAGGAACAUCGAGCGCAUCUGCUUCCUUCUGCGGAAGCUGGUGCUGCCGGAGUACUCCAUCCACAGCCUCUUCUGCAUCAUGUUCCUGUGUGCGCAGGAGUGGCUCACCCUGGGGCUGAAUGUCCCGCUGCUGUUCUAUCACUUCUGGAGGUACUUCCACUGCCCAGCGGACAGCUCCGAGCUGGCCUACGACCCGCCGGUGGUCAUGAACGCAGACACCUUGAGCUACUGUCAGAAGGAGGCCUGGUGUAAGCUGGCCUUCUACCUCCUCUCCUUCUUCUACUACCUGUACUGCAUGAUCUACACUUUAGUGAGCUCUUAACUCAGAGACCACGCACGUCAUCAGAGACUGGACAGGAGCGCGCUGAGGCUGAGAAGUCACUUGUGCGGGCGACUGGAGAAGGGACGGGGUGGGUGAGGAGGAGACCUUGCCGGACACUGACUGCCUCGGAAGGAACGGAGCGGCGGCAGCGGGAGCCGAGUUAACCGUGUGUUGUCACCUGUGAACCACAGCAAACAUCGCUGUUUCCCGAGUCCGCUUCAUCUCCCAGCUCCCAGCUGGUCUGCUCUGGUUUCCUGGACCGUGGGAGUGGGGGCUGGGAGGCCCGAAGGUGCCUGCUACCGAACGGAACGACCAGAGUCAGGCUGAGUCUGUGGGACCCACGGCGGGCCUCAGGGGGCCUGGGCUACCCAAGGCUGUUUCCUCCCUGCCAGGGCCGGCCAUGCCCUUGCCCUCCGCGGAGGGUCCGGAAGGUGCGCCAUGGCCUUCGCCGUGGCCAGCGUGACCUGCAGGGUCACCGUGCCCCGCCCUGCUUUGUGAGAGCCCAGCUCAGUGACACCCUGAGCUGGGUUUGGGGCAACGCGUUGCUAAUAAAAGUUGCCCAAAGUCACGGACGGGGGGUGGGGUGGGCUGGGAAGGGGGAACCAGGGGAAAAUGACUUGGAGAAACAUUGAGUCCACGUUCAAGGUGUGACCAGCCAAAGCCAUCACAGCCCCCGAGUGCAAAUCCACCGGCCGGCACUCAUCAAAGCCGCGUCUUGCAAGGAACCCCCAGCUGCUCCAAGGCCGCUCUGAACGGUGGGCGUUCGGCAGCUCGGAAAGGAGACGACAUAGUAACAGCUUCGUUUUACGAUGCCGCGUCGUUCAUGCUGCUUAACCCAAGGAUGCUCGCUUCUUCAGGAUUUUCCACGUGACACGCUCUCCGUUUUGAGGAGGAGUUGUGGCAGGAGGUGGUCAGUAACGGAAAGGCUGAGAUGCGUAGGAUGCUCAGAUUGGGCGCAGUGACUUUUGACCUUAUUCCCCCCACUUCCCCUCUUUCCUCCUGUUUGACACGGGCUAUUUAUUGUACCUGUGCCCAGCUCCCGCCGGAGCCCUGUGACUCAGGCUCAGGAACAGUGUGGGUGGGACACGCGUGUGCUAUGUUGGACACACGUGUGCUAUGUUACAGCUCGGGGACAACUUGAGUAUCUGGCCCACCUGGCCGUCUCGUGUAGGCCUCAUCCCUGGCUGGCUGCGUCUCCAUAGGGUUGGUGAACUGGUAGGUAGAGAAGGGCAGGGUUUCCAAAAGGGCAUUUGGCUUCUAAAAAUUCUACAGGAAACAAAAUGCAGACAUCUGCCUUCAGGCUGAGGUUAUGAAGCCGGGGACGUCGAGGCACUAAUUUUGGGACCAGGCUUCCCCUCGACCGAUCCCGUGGGCCCGGCUGGGUACGUGUGGUUGGGACAGAGUUGCCUUCAGAGCUGGUUGCCUUCGUCUUUGACGUCUUUCCUGAGAAGACCUUCGUCCCGAGAAACAAGCCUUGCGUCCAGGCUGCUGGCAGCAGUUCUGUCUCCACAGCCGCCUCAAAUACAGUGGAUGAGGGCGUCCGGGGUCCAGCUCAUUCUCCCUGUGGAGCUGUUGGGUUUAGUUGUGUACUUGCCUCCUUCCAGGAAGAUUUGAACGAGCUUAUAAUAGUGGACACCAGGACACAGGGACUGCUCUAAUGGGAACUCAGCUUUAUAACGAAGAUGAACACAGAGAUACCCGUUUCCUGAGAGAGUCUGUUUACCGUGACUGAGCAUUAAGUCCACGAUUUCUCUUAGCGGUAAAUUGCAGCAAUUCACAGUCACACAGCGCUUCACAUUUCACACUUUGCUUUCCCUCCUUCUCCUUCGACCCUCCUCUCAAGCCUAAGAAGUUGAUACUGUUCUUUUUCUCUAAGUGAGGCCGCUGAAGCCCAGAGAGGGCCAGUGACUUACCUAUAGUCACACAGCAGCCACAAACCUGCCUCUGAAGCUACUAGUACAUCGUCCGACUUAAAAAACCCCAUGUCCGCCCUAGCGGGUUUGGGUCCGUGGUUAGAGCGUUGGCCUGCGGACUGAAGGGUCCUGGGUUCAAUUCCAGUCAAGGGCAUGUACCUGGGUUGCAGGCUCAGUCCCCGGUCCCGAUCGGGGUCGUAUGCGGGAGGCAA